AUGUCACGCCCCUCAAUCCAGGACAGGAUUCAUGUCACCAAUAUGCUGAGCAACAAGAUGCUGAUAGUGCAUUGUCGAUCCAAGGACGACGAUCUCGGUGGCCAUGCCAUUGCCAUCGGCGAAGAGGUCAGUUGGCAUUUCGAUCCUGACUAUUUUGGUCUAACGACAUUUUGGUGCGAUCUCGCGGUUGAAGAUAAGCGUCUUUCUUUCACGGCGUUCAACGAUGACGGUGACAAACCGUACAUCGAAUCGUGGGAGGUCUACGACGAUGGAGUCUACGGGAACAGAAGUCUGCCCGGCGAACGGUUCAUGGGCGCAUGGAGGCAAAUUGGGAUAAUUAAUUAUAUUAGGUCCCCAAAGGGUUUGUGA
Messenger RNA from Linum tenue, 369 nucleotides. The record is from the annotation of a GenBank genome assembly. NCBI's taxonomy places the organism in Eukaryota, Viridiplantae, Streptophyta, Magnoliopsida, Malpighiales, Linaceae.